Messenger RNA from Arabidopsis arenosa, 1641 nucleotides. The record is from the annotation of a GenBank genome assembly. NCBI's taxonomy places the organism in Eukaryota, Viridiplantae, Streptophyta, Magnoliopsida, Brassicales, Brassicaceae.
AGAACAACGACCAAAGCAUCCAAGAGAUUUGACUUUAUCACAGUUAAAAACCGUAAAAGACGAAUUAUGCAUAUCGAAACUGACUUGAUCAGUUACGUCAAUAAAAGGAGUUGGUCCAUCGGUUCAUCUGAGUCUUGAUCCGGCAUUGUUACCAGGUUGUUUAGAGAAGAAUGCUCAUCCACCAUGUUGAGCAUUUGGUUAUGUUGUUGGUUACAGAUGGUCCUUCAAAGGCUGUACAGACUUCGGUUUGGGAUUCUCAGAGAUCGGUUAAUGUCGAUGAAUUCGACCAAGUUGAAGGCGAAGAAGUUGCCCGUGGUGGUCGUGGACAGUCUUCAAGUGAUCGUCGUGGUGGUGGGGGAUCAGCUCGAUUUGGCGUUUCACGACACUCUGACUUCCGAGUUAUCGUUCGUGGACUCCCAUCAUCUGCUUCAUGGCAAGAUUUGAAGAAUCAUAUGCGGAAAGCUGGUGAUGUGUGCUAUGCUGAGGUCACUCGAAACAGUGAUGGAACUUAUGGUGUUGUUGACUACACCAACUAUGAUGACAUGAAGUAUGCUAUAAGGAAACUUGAUGACACAGAGUUCAGAAACCCCUGGGCUAGAGCUUUUAUCCGGAUCGAUGACAACUUUGUUAUGUUUGAUUGCAUACCCGGUAGUAAUGAUAAUUUGAUCUUCGGAGGAUCCCUAAUCUUUUCUGAGACGCUGGAUAGUAUUAUGACUAUCUGUAAUUACGAUUUGAAGGGCGACUACAAGGCGAUCCAUUCCAUGCUCAACAAUAGAAUGUGGAUGGUUCAUGACCAAGUCAAUUGUACAAGGUUGACUUACGGAUGUGAGAAAAUUGGAAAACCACCUCCCAUUCCCAAAUCUAUAAUUGAUACAUCUCUCUUCACGUCGUCCAAAACGAAGCUGGGCCGAGCUGCUGUAAUGUUCGGUUUGGGUAUGCAAAAACAACAAUAUGGGAUGAUCACUUUGGCUCACAAAGAGAACCUUUCUGCUAUCUUGACAUGUACAGGGAUCAUGUCAAAGUUGGAUGUGCCAAUGGAGACUUUAAAUGGUACAGUCCAUCCUAUGAUUUAUUAUCUCAUGCAAUAUAACGAUCAGAUGAAGGAUGAGGUCAGAGCCCGCUAUUUUAACGAGGCUGAGUAUCCAUCAUUCAACAAGAUUGACGAUCUACCAAUAAUGCUGUUGGCGGACGAUGUGCUAAAGAACCGCAAGGCUGAGCUCAAGAAACUCUACUCUGAGAUAGAGAAAGAAAAGGAGGAUGAGCGCAUAUCCUUGGUCUAUUACAAGUACGAGGAGAUUGAGGGCUUGUACACGUACAAGGGGGAUAAGCUAAAGGAACACGAGACUCGUAAGGAGGAUGAGCUAAAGAAACACCAGACUCAUAAGAAGGAUGAUGAUGAUGAUGUUGAGGAUGAGGAUUCUGACAAUUGCGACGAGUGUGCACGUACAAGGGGGGGAUAAAGGACCAAGACCAGGAUGAUGAGGAUGACUAAGUACGCGUGGUUGCUUCAUUGAUCAUCUUCUAUGGAUUCCAUGUUUGUUAGUGUUUUAAACACAAGCUUUUCGCAGACUUUCUAUGUGUGUGUGUGGACCUUUUGUUUUCUAUCCAACUUAAACCUUUUAAGAAAAGUUUGAAAUCAAG